This is a messenger RNA of Aspergillus viridinutans, 4365 nucleotides long. RefSeq names its product putative ABC multidrug transporter. Gene Ontology annotation, molecular function: ATP binding; ATP hydrolysis activity; ABC-type transporter activity. Gene Ontology annotation, cellular component: membrane. The transcript has 6 exons. The record is from RefSeq and is a predicted model, not a curated record. NCBI's taxonomy places the organism in Eukaryota, Fungi, Ascomycota, Eurotiomycetes, Eurotiales, Aspergillaceae. The coding region runs from base 1 to 4365 and encodes 1454 amino acids. Gene Ontology annotation, biological process: transmembrane transport.
AUGAGCGCCAACAGUCAGGACGAGUACUUACUUGAGGAUCCUGGAUCUCAACAUGAGGAAGUCACUUACGAAUCUACGGUCAGAUCUCCCAUGGACCUUAUCAGAGCAGAUGAGACGGAGAACCUGAGGCGGAUUGCCACCCAGCAGUCGGAGAAGUCGCGCAGACGGUCGGAGGCAGGCGCUCCAGAAGCGCAUACCACGCCCGCUGUAGCGGAGGAUGACCCUGCGCUGGAUCCGCAGUCGGUGGAAUUCGAUCUGGAAAAGUGGCUCAGAACCAUUGUGGCAGACGCCAAAGGGAGAGGUCUCUCGCCUCCACAGGCCGGAAUUGUGUUCAAACAACUGAAUGUCUCCGGGUCUGGGGCUGCCCUUCAGCUACAGGACACGGUUGGUUCAACCUUGGCAAUCCCCUUUCGACUUCCGGAACUGCUUCGUCAGAGGCAUUCUCCAUCUCGUCUAAUUCUCAAGUCCUUCAACGGCCUGAUGAAGAGUGGGGAGCUGUUGUUGGUACUUGGGCGUCCAGGAGCAGGUUGCAGCACCUUCCUAAAGACACUCUGCGGCGAGACUCAUGGACUUGACGUUGAUCCGACAAGUGUUCUACAUUACAACGGCGUCUCUCAAGCACGCAUGAUGAAAGAGUUCAAAGGCGAAAUUGUCUACAACCAGGAGGUAGAUAAACACUUUCCCCAUCUUACUGUGGGACAAACACUCGAGUUUGCAGCCGCCGCUCGCACUCCCUCGCACCGGUUCCGCGAUAUGUCCCGGGACGAGCAUGCCAAGUACGCAGCACAGGUGAUCAUGGCGGUAUGUGGCUUGAGCCAUACCUAUAACACGAAAGUUGGAAAUGACUUCGUUCGUGGAGUCUCUGGAGGGGAACGCAAACGAGUCUCGAUAGCGGAAAUGGCUCUUGCGGCUACGCCUCUCGCAGCUUGGGAUAAUUCCACUCGUGGACUGGACUCGGCCACGGCUCUCAAGUUCAUCGAGUCUCUCCGACUACUGGCCGAUCUUGCAGGAACCGCGCAUGCCGUGGCAAUCUACCAGGCCAGUCAAAGCAUAUAUGACCUCUUUGACAAUGUCACCGUCCUCUAUGAAGGGCGCCAAAUCUUCUUCGGGCCAGCGUCCACCGCAAAGGGCUUUUUCGAACGGCAAGGCUGGGAGUGUCCUCCUCGACAAACGACAGGCGACUUUCUCACCUCAAUCACAAAUCCCCAGGAGCGACGCCCCCGCGCUGGUAUGGAGAAACUCGUUCCCUAUACACCAGAGGAUUUUGAGAAGUACUGGCUUCAGUCGCAAGAGUAUCAACGUCUACAGGAGCAAAUUAAGGAAUUUGAGACUUUACAUCCCCCAGGCGACGAUGAGAAAGCUGCCGCUCACUUUCGAAAGAGGAAGCAGGACGUGCAGUCCAAAAACAGCCGGCCAGGAUCUCCGUACCUCAUCAGCGUACCAAUGCAGAUCAAACUGAACACGCGACGAGCAUACCAACGGUUGUGGAACGACAUCUCCUCGACCCUAUCAACCGUGAUUGGUAACAUUGUCAUGGCUCUCAUUAUCGGUUCCGUUUUCUAUGGAUCCCCCGAGACUACAGCAGGCUUAUCAUCAAGGGGCGCAACGUUGUUCUUCGCAGUCUUACUGAAUGCAUUGACAGCGAUGUCGGAAAUCAACAGUCUGUAUUCCCAACGCCCAAUUGUUGAGAAGCAGGUGUCCUACGCAUUUUACCAUCCUUCCACAGAGGCAAUCGCCGGAGUAAUCAGUGACAUUCCAGUUAAAUUUGUCCUUGCUGUGGUCUUCAAUAUCAUCCUAUACUUUCUAGCGAACCUUCGCAGGGAGGCAUCACAGUUCUUCAUCUACUUCUUAAUCACUUUCAUCAUCAUGUUUGUCAUGAGCGCGGUUUUCCGGACUCUGGCUGCAGUGACAAAAACAGCCUCACAGGCAAUGGGUCUGGCUGGCGUGUUGAUCCUUGCGCUGAUUGUCUACACUGGCUAUGUCCUUCCAGUGCCAUCGAUGCAUCCAUGGUUCGAAUGGAUCCAUUAUAUCAACCCGAUCUACUAUGCCUUUGAGAUCCUGGUCGCAAAUGAGUUCCAUGGCCGUGAUUUCCCAUGCGCCAACUUUGUGCCAGCUUACGCAGACCUCUCUGGUGACAGCUUCUCUUGUUCUGCUUCUGGCUCUGUAGCUGGUCAAACUACCGUGAGUGGUGACCGCUAUAUCUUCUACAAUUUCAAGUAUAGCUACGAUCAUGUUUGGCGGAAUUUCGGGAUCCUAAUUGCCUUUCUCAUUGGCUUUAUGACCAUUUACUUUCUGGCUUCGGAGCUAAAUUCGUCAACCACCAGUACCGCUGAGGCAUUGGUCUUCCGGCGCAAUCAUCAGCCCAAGCACAUGCGUGCUGAAAAUGUCAAAUCCACUUCCGAUGAAGAGAGUGGAAUCGAGAUGGGUUCUGUUAAACCUGCGCAUGAAACAACCACGGGCGAACUGACUCUGCCACCACAGCAAGAUAUAUUCACGUGGCGUGAUAUUUGCUAUGAUAUCGAGAUCAAAGGGGAACCACGACGCCUUCUUGAUCAUGUUUCCGGCUGGGUUAAACCUGGCACUCUAACCGCAUUGAUGGGUGUAAGCGGAGCGGGUAAAACUACCCUGCUGGAUGUCCUGGCGCACCGAACUAGUAUGGGUGUUAUCACCGGGGAUAUGUUUGUCAAUGGCAAACCCUUAGACACCAGCUUCCAGAGAAAGACGGGAUAUGUUCAGCAGCAAGAUCUUCAUCUUGAAACUGCUACCGUGCGGGAAUCAUUGCGUUUCAGUGCCCUACUGCGUCAGCCACCCACGGUCUCAAUCCAGGAGAAGUACGACUAUGUUGAAGAUGUGAUUCGCAUGCUGAGGAUGGAGGAAUUUGCCGAAGCCAUUGUUGGAGUUCCAGGUGAAGGAUUGAACGUCGAACAACGCAAGUUACUGACCAUCGGCGUGGAACUUGCUGCAAAACCCAAGCUACUUCUUUUCCUUGACGAGCCGACAAGGUUGGCUGAUAGCGGGCAAGCCAUUCUCUGUACCAUCCACCAGCCGAGCGCCAUUCUCUUUCAGGAGUUCGAUCAGCUACUGUUCCUUGCAAAAGGUGGCAAGACUGUCUAUUUUGGUCCUGUGGGGGAUAACUCUCGCACCCUACUCGACUACUUUGAGUCAAACGGGGGCCGGAAAUGCGGCGAAUUGGAGAACCCUGCGGAGUACAUGAUCGAAGUCGUCAACGCUAGGACCAACGACAAAGGACAGGAUUGGUUUGAUGUUUGGAAUCAGAGUCCUGAGAGCCGGGCGGUCCAGGAAGAGAUUGACCGCAUCCAUGAGGAAAGGAAAUCCACCCACGAAGGGGACAAUGAUCAGUCGCACACCGAAUUCGCGAUGCCUUUCUGGUUUCAGUUGUACGUCGUUUCGCGCCGUGUCUGCCAGCAGUACUGGCGAAUGCCGGAAUACAUCGCCUCCAAAUGGGGUCUGGCCAUUAUGGCUGGCUUGUUCAUCGGCUUCUCCUUCUUCGAUGCCAAACCAUCGCUAGCGGGCAUGCAGACAGUCCUUUUCUCCUUAUUCAUGGUUUGCUCUAUCUUUGCAUCUCUUGUUCAGCAGAUCAUGCCCCUAUUUGUCACUCAACGAUCAUUAUACGAAGUUCGCGAACGACCCAGCAAGGCGUACUCGUGGAAGGCCUUCUUGAUUGCCAACAUCGCGGUGGAAAUCCCAUAUCAAAUCGUCAUGGGGAUCCUCACCUUCGCCUGCUACUACUUUCCCGUUGUGGGCGCCAAUCAAUCACCUGAGCGGCAGGGUCUGGUUCUGCUUUACUGCAUCCAAUUCUACGUUUACGCCAGCACCUUCUCCCACAUGGUGAUUGCAGCAAUCCCAGACACGCAGACUGCCAGCCCCGUCGUGGUUCUCCUGUUCUCAAUGGCGCUGACAUUCUGCGGCGUGAUGCAAUCCCCAUCCGCCCUACCGGGUUUCUGGAUCUUUAUGUAUCGCGUCUCGCCCUUUACAUACUGGAUCGGAGGCAUGGCGUCCACGCAGCUCCACGCCAGGAACGUCGUCUGCUCAGCAGCCGAACUCUCCGUCUUUGACCCCCCCGCGAACCAAACCUGCUACGAGUACAUGGCAGAAUAUAUGAAACUUGCCGGUGGCCAGCUCCAGAACCCCGACGCUACGUCCGACUGCAAAUUCUGCUCCUUGACCGUUGCGGACCAGUAUCUCGCCGCGAGCGAUAUCGAAUGGUCCCAACGCUGGCGGAAUUUCGGGAUAAUCUGGGCCUAUGUCGUGUUUAAUAUCUUCAUGGCGACGGUCUUGUACUACCUUUUCCGGGUCAGGAAGUGGAACCUUGCGAGCAUUAAGGAGAGGCUCGGAAGGAAGUGA